CCAGGGAAGGCCACUCAUCCAUCGUGAAGGAGCUGAAGGAGACGAUGACUGAAAAGCCAGGGGCCAUCGUGCUGGCAGUAGGGGGUGGAGGCCUCUUGUGUGGAGUGGUCCAGGGGCUGGUGGAGGUGGGCUGGAGGGACGUGCCCAUCGUCGCCAUGGAGACCAUCGGAGCUGAGAGCUUCCACGCUUCCACCAAGGCCGGCAAGCUCGUCACCCUGCCCCGCAUUACCAGUGUUGCCAAAGCCCUGGGCGUGACCACCGUGACGGCGCAGGCUAUGAAGGUAUAUCGGGAACACCCCAUUUUCUCUGAAGUUGUCUCGGACCAGGAGGCUGUGGCUGCUCUUGAGAAGUUUGUGGGUAUGUAUGUGCUAAGUCCUUUUGAGACCCAACCCUGCUGGCUAAGGACUAUGUGGCUGUCAGAUUGGCAUGCCAAGGGAUGUCAUUCGCAAUUCUGUCUCCUAUCCCUCUGUGGAACUUCCCAUUAAUGAAAGUUACUGCAGUCCAGGGGUUAAAACAGAAAGACCGAGGGGACAAAUGAUAAAAGUCAGAAAAUGUAAGAGCAGGGGAAAAUAACUGCGUAUGUAAAAUGUUGGUUCUGAGCAAUGUAGUCAGGGUGAAAAAGGAAACUAUGGACCUCAGUGUUGGACAGAGGUGAGUCUGCGACUACGCUGGACUCUUUUUAAAAUAUCCUUGUGAUUCUUUUACUCUUCCAGAUAAGCUUUUUUAUUUUUGCCACAUAGCAUGGGCUUCCCAGGUGGCUCAGUGGUAAAGAAUCCACCUGCCAAUAUA
Odocoileus virginianus texanus is the source of this 789-nucleotide messenger RNA. The record is from RefSeq and is a predicted model, not a curated record. NCBI's taxonomy places the organism in Eukaryota, Metazoa, Chordata, Mammalia, Artiodactyla, Cervidae.